AUGUAUGGAGAUCACAACUCUACUGUUAACAUCACUUGUGAGGAAGGUGAGAAUACGUGUCCGGUUUUCCAGUUUGAAUUAUAUCCACAGUUGUUGAUUAUAAUUGUGCUCUCCAUAAUUGUACUAUCGGCGAUUAUCGGCAAUGUACUUGUGAUCGCAGCGGUUCAUUCUCAACGACGACUUCGCACUGUAACUAAUUAUUAUAUCGUGUCCUUAGCAUGGGCUGAUUUACUUGUAGCCAUAUUGGUCAUGCCGUUUCAUGUGCUUGGGGAAACCACCGGUAAAUGGUGGUUAGGCAUUGUCUUCUGUGAUAUAUGGAUAUCUAUGGACGUGUUACUGUGUACAGCAUCUAUCUUAAACUUGUGUUGCAUCAGUCUCGAUAGAUAUUUUGCCAUAACGCAGCCUCUUCGAUACGUGACACGGCGCUCUAAGCGACAUUGCUUCUCAAUGAUUGCAGUGGUGUGGGUGGCUUCGGUCUUGAUCACCUCUCCUCCUCUAUUUGGCUGGAAAGACCCCGAGCACGGUAGUGAUCCAUCCAGAUGUGAGUUGACUAAAGAACCAGGGUACGUAAUUUACUCGGCGUGUGGAUCAUUUUACAUACCACUACUUGUCAUGGUGUUUGUUUACGCAAGGAUCUUCCGUGUAGCCAGUGAUAGUGAGAAACGAUUUGGAAGCAUUGGGGACAGCAGAAGAAGCACAAUUCGUCGAAAAAAAUGCCUCAUAGCAGAGGAGGAAUCCCCACAACUCAGUUGCUAUAGCGACGAUUAUCGAAGUGGUAGUGAGCCUGGAACACCGAGAAAAAAACAGCUAUGUGUGGCAGCUGUCAUUCGGAACAACAACUGUCAAACGAGAACAGAAUUGAUGAACACGAAUUAUGGUUCUACAGGUGACAACAACCACAAUCUUUCAUUCGUGGAUAGUCGCCAGAGGAGCAGAGCGGCGUCGUUAAAUGACGAUGCAGAUAAACGAGUUGAGAGAAGUGACGAUAAUUUACAGACCCUUUCUGUUGCUGGAAAACGAACAAUAAAAAGAUAUUCUUUGAGUGACACCGAUUCGCUGCGAAGUGGAAGCAUACACUCUCCACUAAAAAGGAAGUUCGACGAAACAAAGCGAGAGCGUAUGCUCUUGCGGAGAGAGAGUAAAAUUGCUAAAACUUUGGCAAUUGUUAUCGGGUGUUUUGUUUUCUGCUGGCUUCCAUUUUUUCUCAUCUAUGUAAUCGAACCUUUUUGUGGGAAUUGUCAUAUCCCACCUAUACUCAUCAGUUCCUCAGUGUGGCUUGGAUACGUAAAUUCUGCGCUAAACCCAUUAAUUUAUGGUUUCUUCAAUGUUGAUUUCCGAAAAACCUUCUGGAAGUUGACCUGUGGUAGAUGUAUUUAA
Molecule: messenger RNA, 1377 nt
Organism: Saccoglossus kowalevskii
Lineage: Eukaryota; Metazoa; Hemichordata; Enteropneusta; Harrimaniidae
Product: 5-hydroxytryptamine receptor 1A-like
Biological process (GO): adenylate cyclase-activating adrenergic receptor signaling pathway; positive regulation of MAPK cascade
Cellular component (GO): plasma membrane
Molecular function (GO): G protein-coupled receptor activity
Source: RefSeq, a predicted model, not a curated record